Messenger RNA from Pogona vitticeps (central bearded dragon), 3385 nucleotides. RefSeq lists its product as uncharacterized. Gene Ontology annotation, molecular function: protein binding. Gene Ontology annotation, cellular component: plasma membrane. NCBI's taxonomy places the organism in Eukaryota, Metazoa, Chordata, Lepidosauria, Squamata, Agamidae. The record is from RefSeq and is a predicted model, not a curated record.
AUCCCAAACUGAGAUUAGAACUCAGCUGUGUUUAUUAUUCAGCCCUGGAAAGCAACCCGGUCUCUUUUGCUUUUUGGCUCUCACCUGGAAGGCUUAGCAGCAGCAGAAUGAAGGGGAAGACGGCCGAGCGGAUGCAGAAGACCACAGCGCGGGAAGCCAGCGGUGCAUUGUCUGCAGGACCACAACUAAGGGCUCAGGAAGCACCUCUCCCCAGAAGACUGACUGGGAGAAAGCUCGAUGCAAGCAAUAUCCUGAAGCGGAAAGCGGGAAGAUCAAAGAUAUAUGAUUGAUGCAUCGUCUUGCCAAAAGGGCCUCGGCUGCUGUGCUCCUGUUACAGGCUUUCUCCAUCUGAUCCAUUUCCUCUUCUCCUGUUCACUCAAGUUGCUUGUGCGAUACUCCAAGGCUAAAGUCCAAGGAAGCUCUUAGCUAAUCACUUGACAAAGAGUUCUUUGUUACUGUAGUUCUUCUGAAGAAAUCUGAGACUCCCUUUUCUCCCAUCUCUGGGAGCUGAUGAUGAUCUGAAGUAGGAGGAGUCCUGAUACUAGGAUAUCUAUUCCUUCUCCCGUGGUUCAUUUAUGGUCUCACAAGAGCACAGCAAAAGCCACUUCCCAGCGUUAGGCCCAAGAGACAUGUUGCUUGUGUGUCUCGCUUUCCUCUUCCUGUCUGUCCUUGGGACACAGGCUUCCCAAGCUUGCCCUCACCUGUGCUUCUGCUACGAAUCUUCCAAUUUUGUGGACUGCCAUGGACGACACCUCCCUCGCAUCCCGCAUGGUAUCCCUCAUAACACAUGGAUGCUGGACCUGAGGCACAACAACUUGAGUGGGCUGGAAGGAGGCUGCUUUGAUGCCCUGUGGUCCAUGAAGAUCCUUCUGCUGGGCCACAACUCGAUUAUCAGAAUCUGGACCAAAGCCUUCAAAUCUCUCAACUUCCUGGAGAAGAUGGAUCUCAGCCACAACCUUCUGGCCCAUCUGCCUCAUGACUUCUCAGAUGACUUGACCUCCCUCAAGGAUCUCAAGGUGGCUCACAAUCAUCUGGGGGCCUUGGGUUUUGAAAGUCUCCAGUACCUGGAGAACUUAGAGAAGUUAGAUCUGAGCCAUAAUCGUGUGACUUCAAUUGAGAAGGGAACUUUCCGGGGCCUUUCUAGGCUCCGACACCUCUACCUUCAGUUCAACAGGCUUGCGGUUGUCCACAAUGGCUUCUUCUUUAUGCUCCAGAACCUGGAAGUCCUGUUGCUUAGCAACAACAACAUCAGUUCCAUUGAGGUGGAGGCCUUCACCUCUCUGCACAACAUGAACCUCUUGGGCUUGACUGGCAACCAGCUCAUCCAUCUCAAAUUUAAGACUUUCCUCAACAUCCAGACCAUCAGCACCCACAUCCAGCUGGCAAACAACCAGUGGGCCUGUGACUGUGACCUGCAGCGAGUGUUUGGUAAGCUCACAAGCGUCCGACACCUCCACGUGGACGACUAUGAGAACAUCACCUGUGCCAGUCCAUGGCAGCUUGCUGGCUUGCCCCUCAUUUCUGUGGACAGUCAGUUGUGUGUGGCAGAGACGGCCACGGUCCUGGUGAUCACUGUCACGGUCUUAGUGACGGUGAUUGCCGCCAUUGUGAUGGCCGAGAGGAACAGGAAGAAGAACCAAGAGAAGAACUGGAAUGAAUCAGAAGCUCCCUUUGACGUGCACGAAAAAUAAAUGGAGGAAGGGAGGUGGGUGGUGGGGAAGAGAGAGAGAGAGCUGAGUCAUGGAAAAAAAAUGGACUUCUAGUCAUCCUCAAGCCUGCCCGAUUGUGAGGGGGAUUCUGGGAAGGGUCAUCCAGACCAUGAUCUUUUCCAACCUCUACUCUAGACAUCCUGUUUUAAGUCUUAUCAAACAAGGUGCCAUCCAGGUGUUUUUUAGAAUAGCUCCCAUUGCCUCUGACUCAGCAUGGAACAUGGACUGAGCAAAAGGGAGUCUCAUUUCCAAAAUGUAGCUCUGUUACUCUACUCAGGAGCUUCUUAGGCUCUGACCAUCGACCAUCCUGGCUGAGGCUGACAGAGAGCUAUAGUCUAAAACAUCUGGCGGGCAGCUUCAUUUACUGUGUGGUUGGUGUGCUAUCCUGCUGCUCAUGUUUUUACCCUCCCCCCGAUAUUUCUUGCUGUAAUAGCUCUGCAAUCAUCUGUUUAUGAAUGUAUUAAUUCCAGUUACAUCCUACUUUUGCAGUAGGGAGCCCACGGCAGCAUACAAUGGCUCUGUUUCUCUCUCUUUUAUCCCCACAACAACUAUGUCAGGUAGAUCAAGCGAAGAGAUAGGGACUGACUCAAGGUUAUGGAGUGAGUUUCAUAGCUCAUUUGGAAUGUUAUAACCUGCCACUCCUGUAUCUCGACACCCAUCACUUUCUCCCAUUGGUUCCCUUUUUGUGAGACUGCAACAUUUGAGACACCAGCCAGCAUUGGGUCCUAUUCCGUCAGGGACCAUCUGUUGAGGGCCACAUGCUGAUGGCAAGGGGGGCCAAGCCAGCUGUGGAUACAGCUGGAAUUCAUAGUAGGUGAACUCCAUCCUUUUCUCUCCAUCCCUCCCUCCCCCCAUCUUUCAUCCACAACUAGAUGACUACAGGUGAGGGAAGGGAUCACUCUUUCAGAGCCCUUCUCUAAGGCAGUUGGAGGAGGCUGGCUUUUGAAAUUAUGGUGAGGGCAUGGCCUGCAUGUAGAUCUAGGGCUGCCAGUUUCCCACCUCUCCUCUGGAAAUGCCAUAGCUGAGGGUCAAAACAGACAAUGCAGUUAGCAUUAUGGCUAGAAACAGAUUCCUUUACAAGUUCAGAUUUGCUCAUUUGUCCCGACAUGAGGAUUCUACCUCCAUGAGUUUCAAAUUAACUAGCUUUUGUUUUGCGAUUGAUGGUUGGCAAUUAAACACAGACCUCAUCUGCAGGUGUGAUUGAAGGAACUAAUCUCAGGAGCAAAAAAAUACUUUAUCACCUUCUAACAGUUCUACCCUCCGAUCCAUGGGAAAUCAGCAAAGCUCCUCUGCCAUUUCUUCUGGAGUUGGGUAGCUAAUUUUUUUUAAUCAAUUAAUUGGCCUUUAGGAAAGAUACAGGAAUGUAAAUUGUGUCUGGUUUUGCAGACUUCCAGGAAAUUGAAAAAGGCACUUGAGAUCUUUCAGCUGCUAUUGGGCGAGGCAACUUGAUUUAUAAAAUGGCUUCUUAAAUUAAUCUCAUACAGGCUUUCAGAUUGGGCUGAUCUGAAGAUAGAAUAUAACAAAUAUGGUAGGGCUGCCUUAUCCACAGAAUCAGUACCUGCUGAUUCACUUAUCGACUAGCUCAAAAUACUAAAUAAAACCUCCCAGAAAUACCAAUUUGUAUGUAUAUCCAGGGUGUAUAUACCAGAAUUGGUCACUAGAGAGAAACAGAGACC